Molecule: messenger RNA, 729 nt
Organism: Choloepus didactylus (southern two-toed sloth)
Lineage: Eukaryota; Metazoa; Chordata; Mammalia; Pilosa; Megalonychidae
Gene: HOXC8
Product: homeobox C8
Exons: 2
Coding region: 1-729 (242 amino acids)
Biological process (GO): regulation of transcription by RNA polymerase II
Cellular component (GO): nucleus
Molecular function (GO): RNA polymerase II transcription regulatory region sequence-specific DNA binding; DNA-binding transcription factor activity, RNA polymerase II-specific
Source: RefSeq, a predicted model, not a curated record
AUGAGCUCCUACUUCGUCAACCCCCUGUUCUCCAAAUACAAAGGCGGCGAGUCCCUGGAACCGGCCUAUUACGACUGCCGGUUCCCUCAGAGCGUGGGCAGGAGCCAUGCGCUGGUGUACGGGCCCGGCGGCUCGGCGCCCGGCUUCCAGCAUGCCUCGCACCACGUCCAAGACUUCUUCCACCACGGCACCUCGGGCAUCUCCAACUCGGGCUACCAGCAGAACCCGUGCUCGCUUAGCUGCCACGGAGACGCCUCCAAAUUCUAUGGCUACGAGGCGCUCCCCAGACAGUCCCUUUAUGGGGCUCAGCAAGAGGCGAGCGUGGUGCAAUAUCCCGACUGUAAAUCCUCCGCCAACACUAACAGUAGCGAAGGACAAGGCCACUUAAAUCAAAACUCGUCUCCCAGCCUCAUGUUUCCAUGGAUGAGACCCCACGCUCCGGGGCGGCGCAGCGGACGGCAAACUUACAGCCGGUAUCAGACCUUGGAACUAGAAAAGGAGUUUCUCUUUAAUCCUUACUUGACACGAAAGCGCCGGAUUGAAGUCUCUCACGCCCUGGGACUGACGGAGAGACAAGUGAAGAUCUGGUUCCAGAACCGGAGGAUGAAGUGGAAAAAGGAGAACAACAAGGAUAAACUGCCUGGAGCCCGAGAUGAGGAGAAGGCAGAGGAAGAAGGGAACGAGGAAGAAGAGAAAGAGGAGGAGGAAAAGGAAGAAAACAAGGACUAA